This is a messenger RNA of Gongylonema pulchrum, 630 nucleotides long. Lineage: Eukaryota; Metazoa; Nematoda; Chromadorea; Rhabditida; Gongylonematidae. The record is from the annotation of a GenBank genome assembly.
AUGAGUGGUGAUGAUGGUGGUGGUCCCUCCAAGAAACGGCGUAUUGACAAAGAACUUACCCGAAUGCUCAGGCUCCGGGAAGAGCUGCAAGCCCCCGACCAGGAACCGGAGAGCCAGAGAACCGAGGAACAGCAGCAGCAACCGCAGCAAACUACGACUCGACGACGACUACGGCAUCGAUUGCCGGAACAGCAACGAUGGCAUCCAAGCAAUUUUGCCGAACUUUCUUUGGUUACAGGUUCGGAGAAUAUAAGCGAACUAGAUGAGGAUGAACUGGAAGAGCGCUUGUGUUGCUGUCUUGCAACACGAGUUGGCAAUAACUAUCAGGCUUGCAUGCGCCCAGCUUUUGGGAUCUAUUUUAGCCAUCAGUUACGAUGCAAAGCUAUGGAAAAGCGCCUACCGUUUAGAGGCCAUUGGUACGUGUGUUUGUUUCAUUAUCGGAUUGUUAUGAAUGAACAGCCUUUGAAACCGGAAGAAUCACUGGAAUCGCGGGACCUAUCGAAGCAUCUGGCAAAAGAAGUUACCAGCGAAGAAAUGGAAGCCUACAUGAAUGAUCCAGUAACAAAAGUAAUCUGUAAUUUCAACGAUUUUCUAAAGUUUAAAAUUUUUUGUUUGCUUUUCGCUCCGUGA